Callorhinus ursinus (northern fur seal) is the source of this 789-nucleotide messenger RNA. NCBI's taxonomy places the organism in Eukaryota, Metazoa, Chordata, Mammalia, Carnivora, Otariidae. The record is from RefSeq and is a predicted model, not a curated record.
AUGCUGCUCCCGCUCGCCGCGCUGCUGGCCGCCGCCUGCCCGCUGCCGCCGGCCCGCGGCGGGGCCGCGGAUGCGCCGGGCCUCGGCGGGGCGCCCCUCAACGCCUCCGUCAACGCGUCGUCCGAGGGCGAGCCCGCCGCCCCGCGGCUGCUGGCCUCGGCGGCUCCCGGGACCCCCGAGCGCCCGGGCCCGGAGGAGGCGGCGGCGGCGUGCAACAUCAGCGUGCAGCGGCAGAUGCUGAGCUCGCUGCUCGUGCGCUGGGGCCGCCCGCGGGGCUUCCAGUGCGACCUGCUGCUCUUCUCCACCAACGCGCACGGCCGCGCCUUCUUCGCCGCCGCCUUCCACCGCGUCGGGCCGCCGCUGCUCAUCGAGCACCUGGGGCUGGCGGCCGGCGGCGCGCAGCAGGACCUGCGCCUCUGCGUGGGCUGCGGCUGGGUGCGCGGCCGCCGCCCCGGCCGCCUCCGGCCCGCCGCCGCCGCCUCCGGGGCGCCCACCGCGCUGCCCGCCUACCCGGCAGCCGAGCCCCCCGGGCCACUGUGGCUGCAGGGCGAGCCGCUGCACUUCUGCUGCCUGGACUUCAGCCUGGAGGAGCUGCAGGGCGAGCCGGGCUGGCGGCUGAACCGCAAGCCCAUCGAGUCCACGCUGGUCGCCUGCUUCAUGACCCUGGUCAUCGUCGUGUGGAGCGUGGCCGCCCUCAUCUGGCCGGUGCCCAUCAUCGCCGGCUUCCUGCCCAACGGCAUGGAGCAGCGCCGGACCACCACUCGGCCGGUGUGCUUCGUGCUGUGGUGA